AUGGCGAACAGUGGGCAGAAAGUUGUGCUGAUCACCGGUUGCUCAUCGGGCAUCGGGUUACGAAUCGCCGUUACGCUGGCCAAAGAUGAAAAGAAGCGUUACCAUGUCAUUGCCACCAUGCGGGACCUAAAGAAGAAGGAUAAGCUUCUGGAAGCAGCUGGAGAUACAUAUGGGAAGACCCUGAUGUUGCUCCCGUUAGACGUAUGCAGUGACGAAUCUGUCAAAGAGUGCAUCAACAACGUUAAGGACCGCCACAUUGAUAUUCUGAUCAACAAUGCAGGUGUGGGUUUGCUUGGACCAGUGGAGAGCAUCAGCAUCGAUGAAAUGAAAAGAGUUUUUGACACCAACUUCUUCGGUGUGGUUCGCAUGAUCAAAGAAGUGAUGCCGGACAUGAAGAAGAGGCGUUCAGGACACAUUGUUGUCAUGAGCAGCGUUAUGGGUCUCCAGGGAGUGGUUUUCAAUGAUGUUUACACAGCCUCUAAGUUUGCAAUGGAAGGUUUCUGUGAGAGUAUGGCUGUGCAGCUGAUGAAGUUCAACAUCCGGUUGUCCAUGAUUGAACCUGGCCCUGUUCACACUGAGUUUGAGACGAAAAUGAUGGAAGACGUAGCUAAGAUGGAUUUUCCUGGAGUCGAUGCAGACACAGUUCGAUAUUUUAAAGAUGUUUACCUUCCAUCAUCCAUAGAUAUAUUUGAAGCCAUGGGCCAGACUCCAGAGGACAUAGCUAAAUGCACAAAGAUGGUUAUUGAGUCGGAGAGGCCUCGCUUUAGGAAUCUGACCAACAGCCUCUACACACCCAUCGUGGCCUUAAAGUACGCAGAUGAGACGGGUGGCCUGUCUGUAAACACCUUCUACAACUUGCUUUUCAAUUUCGGUCCUCUCAUGCACAUCACCAUGAGCAUCCUGAAGUGCCUGACGUGUAGCUGCCUGCGCAGACGCACCAUCUCUCCCAACUGAAUAAUACAGUAUUCAGUUCACCUACCCUAACCCCCCAGUGUCUUAAUUUGAGGUUCUGGGCUAAGCAGGUAAUGUAGAACGUGAAGCUCAAUGCGAGGAGGCUACUUUUAGAUCUAAGACACUACUAUGAUAAGCUUUGACAGACGAUAUGCGCAAUUGCACAAGUUUUCUUCUGAGGAGAUGGCAUAUCCAGGGUGCCCUGAGUGGAGAGACACAUAUCACACAAUACAACAACACUAACAUUGGUUUUAGCAUACAUUUUAUGAAAAAAAUGCCAUACUUAUUCUUUAAAAUAAGAACCUCAGAGGUAAAAUAAACAAAUAAAUAAAAACAGCAUGAGAUAUAAAUCUUAUGGACUAAUAUAAAAGCACAAAACUGAACUCAGUUAAUAUGUGAAACGAUGACAUUAUAUGAAACGCCAGGUUAGAAAUAAAUUGUAGCCAAGAUAACGCUAUGUUAAGACUCAGAGUUAUGGCAUUAAUAACAGAGUCAUAAACAAAUUUGCUUUUAAUGUAUUGUGUCUAUAAUUUUAUGUUUGUUUUAAUGUUGUGUUGCUGUGGUCAUAACUGCUGUUGAAUCCUGUUUUUAAUCUUUUGGCAAAUGGAAUGUUUUUGGUUUUUAAAGAUUCAAAGAGGUCCAAGUUGGAUUUUUUUAUUAUUAUUUUGAUUUAGAUUUUUAAAUAAACAGUGUUCUGACUUACCCCAAAAGUUUUUAUUUUAUUUUUUUUAAGAAUAGAAAUUACAAAUUUCACCACAAUACUAACCAAAAACUAAAAUGUAAACAAGCUGUUGUUUAAUUCAGCCAGCAGGACAGAUCUUUUACCAAGAGAGGGCAGUGUUUUACUGUUUUUCCGGGGUUUUUUCCUGACAGAACUUAAAAACUGUACAUUUUCAUGCAGAAAUGUUUGUGUGUUACGACAUGAAAAUAACUUUUGGUAUUUGAAAUUAAUGCCUUAUUAUAUUUGUGUGCUAUAUGUUUAAAAGCCUUUAUUUACCAGCUCAUUACUGGCACUCAUGGACUCAUUUUUAUUGCAACAUGACUAUAGGUUAUGUCAUGUUUGUCAUUUGAGUUUCUUCUGAAAUAGAUGGGUGUACGCUUUAUGUCAUGUUGCAACCAUUAUUCAUUCUUACUCAUAUUGUAAUUAAUCACUCAUCUCUUAGCAACUCAUUUUUGGUGAUGCAGUCUCAGCAGUGAUACAUACAAACUUUAUUACUGAUUCAUUUGGGAAGACAAAUAUUGAUAGCAGCAGAUGUUAUCAAAAGAAAAAAAUAUAUCUCAGUAGGUAAAGACUAUUGGGAGGAAUUUUCAUUAAGCCACCAGGAGAGGCUAUUCUAGUCUUUGCUCAUGGAUUUUGUUAGAGGGCCUGGUUGUGCACAUGCGCACAUAUUAGCAUGUAUUUGCAUGGAUGAUAAUGUCUGUGUGUGCAUGUGUGUUUGGGAAUGUGCUGCUGGAGCAUGCCUAUGGGGCAAGUUAGUGAUCUGUUGAUGGAUAUAAAGAGGUCAUGGCCUGCCCCCCUACCUCCACCCCACUACCCCAUCAGAAUCCUUCCCUUGAACCCCCAACCCUCUCACUCACACACCCGGCUUUGUGCCGUGUGAGAGAAUGUGACCUGGUUCCCAUCCCCAAGGAGGGGUGAAAACUAAUGACAACCUCAGACACAUUGCACAGCCUCGAGCCUCCCUCUCCUGCUGGCCCCCUUAACCCAUCAUGCCCGGACCUCCUGGUUCUGGUACGGACUCCUGUGGCCCUGCCGUGGCGUGAUCCGUCCAGUUUAGCGUACAUCAACUUAAUAUUCUGUUCUCCAACUGAUGCUGUAGGAAUAUGCCCAACCUAAUCUUACUUACUGAGUCAGAAUGCACAUUGAGCUUAUUGCAAAAUGUUAGUGCAACUGGUGCUGAACCUGUAGUGUCUGAGUAAGCCACAGUGAAUACUGCGCUUCAGUUCUGAGUAUGUGUCUUCAUCAGAGGCGACAGCUCCACACAAUGGAACAAAGACACUGUCAAUCACAAUCAAACGGGUGUGUGUGUGUAUGGGUGUGUGUGCGGGUUGGUGAAGAAGGGGGAUACGGAAUCUGAGAAGGGUGGGGGAGGAGUCCUGAAUGUUCUGAGGGGUGCCAAGAUCCAAAGUGGGACACGGAAGCCUAUUGGCAGGGAGUGGGCACAGAAUUUUGUUUAGUAAGGGGUGGGAUGUUUUGAACUUGGGAAAAUGAGAAUUGGGAUCGCUGGAAAUGAAUAGAAGGCCUAUUUACUAACUGAAUAAAUACAGAAGUUACAGCAAAGUCUCAUUAAACAAGAGAUCUUAUCACCAUUGUUGUGUACCUUUGUUUUACAAUCAGGAAUGUGAUUGCAAUAUAAUGAGGCCGAUAUAAUGUACAAUUGUCAAGCAUUGUAUUUGCCUGCAUCCAUGUUUCCUAAUGAGCAAUUUGCAUUUUAUGGGGAUAAUGUAUUUUCCAAAAAAAAAGGGAGAAAUUUAUGCAAUUGUUUUUUCAAUAUUUUUUGUAAAAUUAAAAGCAUGUAUGGGUUCUUCGGUGCCAGGUCAGAGUAUGGAUAAGUGCCGAAUGCAAAAAAAGACAAAUGGGAAGAGGGGAAAUAUCCCAGAGGAUUGACCAGAGAUAUAGAGUUGGGUGUUAAGUGAAGCUGGUGUCUAGACAAAGGUGCUUCAGACUGAUCCCAGGUCAGAAUGCUCCCAAACGAGACUGCACUUAUCUGUUUCUAUUGACAUUUUCCUUGUUUUCAAAGAUCAGCUUAAAUAACCAGUAACAGUUCGCUGAUGUCAAAGAAAAGACAAAUGAGAACUGAAUAAAAAAAAAAGCUUGGGGUUAAUCAUCAUUUAGCACGGCUGAAUGUGACUACAAAUGUAGCCACAUGGGACAUAUUACCAUCAACAGAGUUGAACCCAGACCUAAAGGGGGCUAUUAAUCUUUUUGCAGUCAACAUGGGGGAAGCUCAGGUUGCUCUUUGACAGCAGACUCCACAAGGAGAAACAAACACAACUUAUUCUCUCCCCGGUUCUCUUUUACUGUCCAUUUCUUUUCCUUUUCAUCCUCAGUCCAUGUGAAGUAACCUCUCACAUGCAGCCUAGGUCACUUGCGAUGCUCAUAUGUUCAUGGAGGUAUCAUUUCUCAUUCUCAGUCUACGUUCUUGUUUGUAAAGUCAUUCAGGAGCUGACUGGAGCACAAAUAAAUCAGAAGUAGUUUGGCUCCCUCUGGCCAGCCAAGCACAUUGUUUUAUGAACACAGAGGUUUUAUUGUCCCAAUCAUUUCACCACCAGUGCUGUUCUCUUUCCCUACUGCGUUUCCAGAACAUAAACAAUCCAACAGGAAUUUCCAGACUGGUACUCGGGUUUGCCCUCUACCGUGUUGUUUUGUUUCGCUCUUUUCACUCUCUCAAAACUACCAGUUUGGUUCAGAGUGAAACUCUGUGAUUAGAGGUUUUAGUCUGUGUAAAUGCUCUGGAGGUCUCAAAGAAGAGUGGUUAGUGGUUCAUUGUCCAAGGAUUUAAAGAUUAUGUAAUCUGAGUUAGGGUAACUUGAUCAUCUCUUUUCUUUUGGAAAAAAAAAGAGGCCACCGAUGAGGUCAGAUGAGUGUAAUAUUCCAUUGGAUGAACACAAAAGCAUGUUGCAAUAUUUCUUAAAGCUUGAAAUUCCUGUUUCUUUGCAAGACAAGGCAAGAUGCCUGAAUCAAAAACAAGAUACAAAAUCUAGAAAACAGAUAAAAGAAAAAUAAAACUAAAUGGUAAUAUACUCAAACAUUCUCUCUUA
Xiphophorus hellerii (green swordtail) is the source of this 4713-nucleotide messenger RNA. It is a transcript of the gene rdh8a, whose product is annotated as retinol dehydrogenase 8a. Gene Ontology annotation, cellular component: cytosol; cytoplasm. Gene Ontology annotation, biological process: retinol metabolic process; estrogen biosynthetic process. The transcript is spliced from 6 exons. The coding region runs from base 1 to 954 and encodes 317 amino acids. The record is from RefSeq and is a predicted model, not a curated record. Gene Ontology annotation, molecular function: all-trans-retinol dehydrogenase (NAD+) activity; estradiol 17-beta-dehydrogenase [NAD(P)+] activity. NCBI's taxonomy places the organism in Eukaryota, Metazoa, Chordata, Actinopteri, Cyprinodontiformes, Poeciliidae.